This is a messenger RNA of Parathielavia appendiculata, 2273 nucleotides long. Its product is annotated as acetate--CoA ligase. The transcript is spliced from 7 exons. The record is from RefSeq and is a predicted model, not a curated record. Gene Ontology annotation, cellular component: cytosol. Lineage: Eukaryota; Fungi; Ascomycota; Sordariomycetes; Sordariales; Chaetomiaceae. Gene Ontology annotation, molecular function: AMP binding; acetyl-CoA synthetase activity. The coding region runs from base 73 to 2076 and encodes 667 amino acids.
CGCUGCCAUCCCCGCCGUCGAGUCGUCCGCAAAAAUCGCUACCUCGCCGUCCCCUCCAUCAUCACAAUUGUCAUGGGUGAAGAGACCGCCAAGGCCCCGGUGGUGGCCGAGGCCCAUGAGGUCGACACCUUCCAUCCCCCACAGAAGAUGCUCGCGAAGCACCCGAGCAAGCCACACUUGAGCGGUCUCGAGGAAUACCAGCAGCUGUACAAGGAGUCCAUCACAGAGCCCACCAAAUUCUGGGGUAGGCUGGCCCGUGAGCUGCUGACCUGGCACAAGGACUUCCAGACAGUCCAGAGCGGUUGUCUGGCCACCGGUGACGUCGCCUGGUUCCUCGAGGGCGAGAUCAAUGCCUCGUACAACUGCGUCGAUCGCCAUGCCUUCAAAGACCCCAACCGCGUCGCCAUCAUCUAUGAGGCCGACGAGCCCACCGAUGGCCGGACCGUCACCUAUGGCGAGCUGCUGCGCGAGGUUUCCAAACUUGCCUACGUCCUCAGGGACAUGGGCGUGCGCAAGGGCGACACGGUUGCCAUCUACUUGCCUAUGAUUCCCGAGGCUCUCGUCGCCUUUCUGGCCUGCGCGAGGAUUGGUGCCGUUCACUCGGUCGUCUUCGCCGGCUUCUCGGCAGAUUCGCUGCGCGACCGCGUUAUCGACGCUCGGUCCAAGGUUGUCAUCACCUCGGACGAGGGCAAGCGAGGUGGAAAGUUGAUUGGCACGAAGAAGAUUGUGGACGACGCUCUCAGGCAGUGUCCCGACGUUAAGAACGUGCUCGUCUUCAAGCGCACGGGCGCCGAUAUCCCCAUGACACCAGGCCGCGAUGUUUGGUGGCAUGAGGAGGUCGAGAAGUGGCCGGCGUACAUCGCUCCCGAGCGCAUGAAUUCCGAGGACCCGCUGUUCCUCCUGUACACCUCCGGAUCGACUGGCAAGCCCAAGGGAAUGAUGCACACCACCGGCGGUUAUCUCCUCGGCGCCGCCGCCACGGGCAAGUACGUCUUCGACAUCCACGAGGGAGACCGGUACUUCUGCGGUGGAGACGUCGGCUGGAUUACCGGCCAUACCUACGUCGUGUACGCGCCACUGCUUCUCGGUAUCUCGACGGUCGUGUUUGAGGGCACCCCGGCCUAUCCCAACUUCUCCCGCUACUGGGACAUCAUCGAGAAACACAAAGUCACGCAGUUCUAUGUCGCGCCGACCGCCCUGCGGUUGCUCAAGCGUGCUGGUGAUCACCACGUGCGCAAUGAGAUGAAACACCUCAGAGUGCUCGGGUCUGUUGGAGAGCCCAUCGCCGCCGAGGUCUGGAAGUGGUACUUUGAGGUUGUUGGCAAGGAGGAGGCGCAGAUUGUCGACACAUACUGGCAAACUGAGACGGGCUCCAAUGUCAUCACGCCUCUGGCCGGCGUGACGCCAACUAAGCCCGGCUCCGCCUCUCUUCCCUUCUUUGGCAUCGAGCCCGCCAUCAUCGACCCCGUCUCUGGCGACGAGAUCCCAGGCAACGAUGUCGAAGGUGUCCUCGCCUUCAAGCAGCCGUGGCCAAGCAUGGCCCGGACCGUCUGGGGCGCCCACAAGCGGUACAUGGACACUUACCUCAAUGUCUACCCCGGCUACUAUUUCACCGGUGACGGUGCAGGCCGGGACCACGAGGGCUUCUACUGGAUCCGUGGCCGUGUCGACGAUGUCGUAAACGUUAGUGGCCACCGUCUCUCGACGGCCGAAAUCGAAGCCGCCCUGAUUGAGCAUGCCGCCAUUGCCGAGGCCGCGGUCGUGGGCGUGGCCGACGAGCUCACGGGCCAGGCCGUCAAUGCAUUUGUUGCCAUCAAGGAUGGCAAUGAAGCCUCGGACGCGCUCCGGAAGGAGUUCAUCCUGCAAGUCCGCAAGAGCAUUGGGCCGUUUGCCGCCCCCAAGGCCGUGUACAUUGUGCCCGAUCUCCCCAAGACGCGCAGCGGUAAGAUCAUGAGGCGCAUUCUCAGGAAGAUUCUGGCUGGCGAGGAGGAUCAGCUUGGCGACAUCACCACGCUCUCGGACCCAUCGGUCGUCCAAAAGAUUAUUGCCGUUGUACACGAAACGAGGAAGAAAUAAAUGAUGGAAGUUCUCUGUUCGGUUGGGUGGAAUUGAAGGAUGUACUAUUCAGGGUUAUACCACCGUCUCUGUUGUCUAUCAUGAGAUCUUAGUGGACAAGGUUAUGCCGCUUGAGCCAGUCUUCUAUCUUGAGUAGCGCUAGAUGAUUCUCAAGAGUGCGCUUAUGCAUGGAUCAAAUUGAUGAUGGAUGAAUGAUA